This is a messenger RNA of Boleophthalmus pectinirostris (great blue-spotted mudskipper), 5628 nucleotides long. RefSeq names its product granule associated Rac and RHOG effector 1 (gene garre1). The record is from RefSeq and is a predicted model, not a curated record. Bases 753 to 4085 code for a protein of 1110 amino acids. The transcript has 13 exons. Gene Ontology annotation, biological process: Rac protein signal transduction. Gene Ontology annotation, molecular function: CCR4-NOT complex binding. Lineage: Eukaryota; Metazoa; Chordata; Actinopteri; Gobiiformes; Gobiidae.
GACCAAGAGGCCUUACAGAUACAUUUGUGCUUUCGUCAUUCAGUCUGCUUCCGCAGCCCAUAGUGAGAUCUGGAAGCACACUUGUUUCCGCAGUGACUGAUAUCUACCUCAGCCAGCUGACAGGAGAGACCAAGUGCUCCAGAAGUUUAGAACGGACUGAGCCAUCGUCCCAUGCCCUGCUCUGAAGAGGCGUAAAGACAGACUGGAUCUGUCUACCAUUUGGCUCCACAGUAACACUACCAACGGGCGCAUGAGAAGACCUCCUGUCUAUCUAGUUCCAGCAUAUACUUUCCACAAUUUCAUGAUUUCUUCCAUUGAUUAAAAUGAACUACUGCUCUUAGAGCAAGUGAUUAUAUUUCAUAUACUUAAGAUGUAAAUAUUCUACUCUAUGAAGGAGCCCUCACCCCUCUUCUGAAGAAGUAGUAAUGCACUUUAAAAGUUGUGGCUGUACUGUCACCUUUUACCAUUCAAUAAGGAGGGGUCAUCCUUGGCUCCAUUACUAUGAUUCUUCUGUUGGAGACUUUGCUGGUUUUUAAACUGGGCCCGAAGCAUCUGCAGCAGUGCUGCAGGUGAGCAUUUUGACUGACUCCUCUCACACACUUCUGAGAUGUGCCUCUGGCAGGUGGAGUCCCCUAGAUUUGUUUUUACAAAACUUGAACAGGUUCAGGACAAUUUGAUUGAGUUUUUGUGAAGGAUAGAAUUAUUUGCAUCAAAGACUAAAAACAGGAGCUUCCGGUGCUGGUGCACCACUUAUGUAUUGUUGUAGUGCGCAGGAAAAUAAAAUGGACUACAAGCGUCGCUUUUUGCUCGGCGGGUCCAAGCAGAAAGUGCAGCAGCACCAGCAGUACCAGAUGCCUGAACUGAGCCGAACCCUGAGCGCCUCCCUCGCCUCCACAUGCUCGGCUUCUUCAAUGGGAACAGGGGCGGUGAGUGGCAGCGUACACCCGCCUGCUUCUGGUGCCACUACUGCUGUUGCUGAUAUUCAACAAGGCAUCUCCAAAUACUUGGAUGCUCUUAACGUGUUCUGCCGGGCCAGCGCCUUUCUCACAGACCUGUUUAGCAGUGUGUUCAGGAACUCUCAUUAUUCCAAAGCAGCUAUGCAACUGAAGGACGUGCAGGAACACGUCAUGGAGGCGGCCAGCAGGCUGACUGCUGCAAUAAAACCAGAGAUCGCCAAAAUGCUUAUGGAGCUGAGCGCUGGGGCUGCCAAUUUCAAAGACCAGAAUGACUUCAGCUUGCAGGAUGUUGAGGUGUUGGGGAGGUGCUUCCUCACGGUGAUGCAGGUCCAUUUCCAGUUCCUGUCCCAGGCAUUGCAGAAGGUGCAGCCUGUGACCCAGUCAUGUUUGGCAGAAGCUCUGGCUCAGGCCCAAGAGCGUUGUGCCAAUAUCCGCUCCCAAAGCUCUGAGCAUGCACCCCUUACAGAGCUAGAUGAAGCCUCUCGCUCAUGGAGAGGAGCAACUGAGGCAACAGCAAGGCUAAGAGAAAGAGGCCGAGAUGGCUGUCUGGCAGGCAUCCAGGUUCAGCAACUCUUCUGCUCAAACACCACCACUAUUCCUGAGCAUCAGCUGAAGGAGCUCAACAUGAAGAUUGAUAAUGCUUUACAGGCAUACAAAGCAGCACUAGAAAGCCUGGGGCAUAGUGAGUAUGCUUUGAAGGCCGGCUUUCACCUCAGCCCCAAGUCCAUAGAGACUGCCUUACAGGGCUGUUGCAGUGAUGCAGAAGCCCAGCAGGCUGGCAGGAUGCAGACCACCUCUCAGCCAAUCCAGUGUGAGCUCCCAACAAUCCCGGUGCAAAUCGGCUCGCAUUUUCUCAAAGGAGUUUCUUUUAAUGAGUCAGCAGCAGAAAACCUUAAACUUAAAAUGCACACAAUGCUGCAGCUCCUAAAGGAUGUGUUGGGCCAAAAUGGAGUUACCCCGAAUGAGUCUCCUGUCACAGAAGUUCUUAACCAGGUCUGCCCUUCCAGCUGGAGAGGAGCAUGUAAGACGGCUGUCCAGCUGCUCUUUGCCCAGGCUGGUCUGGUGGUUGUUGACACAGCCCAGAUAGAAAAUAAAGAAUCCUAUGCCCCCCAGAUUACAUUGGAGGGAUCGAAGGUGUUUGUGCAAGUUCCCUCUACAUGGUGCCUAAAGGAGGACCCAGCUACAAUGUCCUUGCUUCAGAGGAGUCUGGAUCCAGAGAAAACCCUUGGGCUUGUAGAUGUUCUGUACACUGCAGUGUUUGAUAUCAACAGGUGGAAGGAGAGAAAAGAGCAGGCCCUGCCUACUAUCCAGAUUCAGUUACAGCGGGAGAGUCCAGAUUUCAGCAACCAGACAGAACUGCCCCCGGGUACCAGCUCAAAGACCUCCAGUGGAUUGCCGAAAACUAUAUCCAAGCUGACAUCUAAAUUCACCAAAAAGGUCUCUUCUAGCUCUAAUAGCGGAGGGAGUUAUUCUAUUCCUAGCACCCCAUCUCGCAGCAUGCUAACAAACAAUGCUUCUGAAGAAAAGAAGAAUCUGACCAACAGUGAUGGCAGGCUACAGAGUAUCCUACCAAUGGGGAGCCUGCCCUGUGGCCCCGCCUCCACACAAAACCAGCUAGCCAAUGGAUCUGCGGCUGACGACCAGGGAAUGAAUCUGCCCACUGACCAAGAGAUGCAGGAUGUCAUUGACUUUCUCUCAGGAUUUAAUAUGGGCAAAUCCCAGCAGGCCUCACCCUUAGUGAAAAGGAGAAAUUCUGUGGCCUCUGCCAAUCCAGCUGAGCUUAAGCCCCCCAGCGGAGCCCCUCCAACAUCUCACUCCAUCUCCCAUAGCAGUCUCCAACCUCUCCAACCCACCCAGAGCCUGUCCCAGUCACAGCCACAGGGCGGCCCUCCAGCCCCUAUUCAGAAGCAGCAGCCCCAGCCCCAGGCCCAAGCACAGCCAGUCCCUUGUCAAACACAGCAGCAGGUGCCUCAGCAGCAGCAGCAGGGCCCCAGCCCUCAGCAGCCCUCUCCCCAGGCACUGCCAUACUACCAGCACCUCCUGCAGCCUAUCAGUCAGCAGCAGCCUGCUUCUCCACAUCCUCCACAGCCCACUCCACCUCAGGUCCUGCCCCAACAGAGAGUGGCUAGCAAGUGGCUGGGCCCAUCUGGACAGCAGCCUACUGCACAGGGGCCCCCAGGCGGACUCUCACCUUUGGGACCCAUUGGGCAGUGGGGCUCCCAUGGACUGCCAGACCUCAGCUCAGACCUGUAUAGUUUAGGACUGGUCAGUACAUAUAUGGACAGUGUGAUGAAUGAGAUGCUGGGCCAAAAGCCUCAAGGGCCCCGUAACAAUACUUGGCCCAACAGGGACCAAGGUGAUGGCUCUUUUGGUGUCUUGGGAGACACUCUGCCCUUUGAUCCGGCAGUUGGCUCUGACCCUGAGUUUGCACGUUAUGUGGCUGGUGUCAGUCAGGCCAUGCAGCAGAAAAGGCAAGUGCAGCACAUUCGUCGCCCCAGCAACAGUCGCGGUAAUUGGCCAAUGCCUGAAGAGCAGCAACACAGAACCUGGUCUCACCCGGAGUACUACAAUGAGAGCGACACUGUAAAUAGCAGUUGGUCAACCAAUCAAGGGGAUUCCGCAAGCUCCAGUGAUGAAACCUCCUCAGCCAAUGGGGACAGUCUGUUCUCAAUGUUUUCUGGCCCUGAUCUUGUGGCUGCAGUUAAGCAGAGAAGAAAACACAGCUGUGGAGAGCCGGAAGUAUGCACGCUGCCCUCACCACCACUUCACCACAUUGGGGAUGAUAAUCAGGACAGCAAAACUAAAACCUGGCCUCCAAAAGCACCCUGGCAACACUCCAACACUCAUACUAACACCAUGCCCAAUCCCAGCUCUUCCUUGUACCAGAUGAAUAUCCCACCAUCAUCACAGUGGAGUGACUCAAUGCAGAUGCUUCAGUCGCCAGUGUGGUCCACUGCCAGCGAUUGCUCCUCUGCCACGGGCAUCUCCUCUGGUUUUCCCUUCACCCAGCAGCAGCAGCAGCAGCAGCAGCAACAGCAACAACAGCAACAACACAAACACAUGACCAAGGGCUUUAAAUCCUUUCCCCUCAAACAUGAGCACAGGCCUUCUUACCUUCACCAGUACUAAAACUAGUAGUUCAUAGUACUGGUACAUAGCCUGGAGUUCUGAUCAUCUGUGAGCCACAUGUGUAGGAAUGCACUUGAUAGCCCAUACCUUCGAUUGAAGACUGCAUGGUAACCUGCCUAGUAUAAAACUGUAAAGACACUGGCUGGCUUCAUACCAUACAAACCCAUUUCAACACCAACAUUUCUUGAACUGCCAUAUUUUACGUACCAAUAUAUUUAGCAGUAGAAAUGCUAAUGGUCGUUUCUGUCUGUCGAACAGACUGUCAAACCAGUCUAUCUCCUCAGACAAGAGCUGGAGACUUGCAGCUUCUGCAGCUAAAUUUACAGUAAAUUUGGAGUGGGUUGCAGAGGGGCAGGAAUACUCUUUUUGGGCCCAUAAUAUACUGUGUCAACAUAGCUGUAACUGCCAAAUCUCACAAAGAUGACCCAGACUACAGCUAGCAUCUACUGUUUCAUAGCUUGUAAAAUACUGAAGAUAGAAUAUAAAUAUUUAGUUCUUUUUUUUAAAAAAAAAAAAGGCUUUGAGCAGGCUCAGCAUUAAUAUAGUUUGUCACUGCAGUGGUGUCAUUUGAAAGAAAUACACUACUUUUUCAACAACUGACCAGAAUUCUAGCAGUAACUGUGUGCCAUGUUGGUAUUGAAAGCACUUGCAGAAUAUUUUUUCCAACCAAAGCGUGCAAAAAUGACUGGUGCUGGAGAAAUGAGCGAUAGAAAUAAGCAGUGAAGUUAUAGACCCCAGUUGAGGAAAGCUUUGGGAGACUUCACAUAACUCAUUUGUUUUUACAAUUGAUAGUUUGUUUGAGAUUAACACUAACUCCCAUAAAUGUUUUGAAUAAUACAAUAUUUUUGUGCAUAGUUGACAGUAUUAAUCUUAUUUUUGUAUUUUCUUACAUGUUAUACCAUUACUGUAUGUUAGUAUUCUUGUAGGCAUAUUUCAUAAUACAUUUUUCCACCUCCCAACAUGUGAAAAGCACAUUUUCAUAUAGUUAUUCUGUCAUCUUAAAAAGUUACCAAAUAUGCCAUUUUAAACACUACAAUUUGGUGUGAUGAGGGUGUUUUGGAUCCCUUGUUUCUUUGGUUUCCAUAUGGCAAUGGGUUGAAUUUAAGCACCCAGAAUGUUAUCUAUUGUGAUGUUUGCGGAUGCCAAUGUUGCCUGUAUUUAUGAGAAGACACCAUGUUUUCAGAAAACUAUGUUAACAUGUUUACAGAGAAUUGUUUGCUGUAUAUACAUAAAUAUAUCUUUUUUAUAGUUAUGUGCUUUGCACAAUCAAGAUAGGGUUUGUUGCUUUUUGUCUGUUAUCCCCAACUGUUGCAGUCUUCUCACAUACAUCUUUACAGACCCUGGACUGUAACCGUUGGCUUCUCAGCUGUGUCAAAUGGUUUACUAGCAGCUUCUACAUAGUAAAAAAUACACGUUGCCCUGAUAAAAGAUAUAAAGGGGAACUGCUUGGCUUACGUUGCUUGUUGUUCUUGAGCUGGCAACUGAAUCUUUACAAGUGUACCAGCAAUGCAAAAAAAUAAAUAAAAUUUAUUAGCAGUACAAA